Ascochyta rabiei is the source of this 1320-nucleotide messenger RNA. RefSeq lists its product as uncharacterized. The record is from RefSeq and is a predicted model, not a curated record. Bases 1 to 1320 code for a protein of 439 amino acids. The transcript is spliced from 2 exons. NCBI's taxonomy places the organism in Eukaryota, Fungi, Ascomycota, Dothideomycetes, Pleosporales, Didymellaceae. Gene Ontology annotation, molecular function: saccharopine oxidase activity; flavin adenine dinucleotide binding; sarcosine oxidase activity.
AUGACAACCUCAAAGCCAUCGUACCUCAUCGUUGGAGCUGGCGUUUUCGGAGUUUCCACCGCCUACCACCUGAUCAAGAAGUAUCCUGAUCGCCAAGUCACAAUCCUCGAUCAGGAUGCUUACGACGCAGACAACCGCGUGGCCGCCUCUUGGGACUGGAACAAGGUCGUGCGCGCUGACUAUGACGACAUUGUGUACACUGAGCUCGCACUCGAAGCACAGGAUGUUUUCAAAUCGGACCCUCUCUGGAAACCCUACUUUCAUGAGACCGGUAUUUUUUGGGUGUGCCGUUCAGACUACGCCCAAGAUGUCAUCAACAACUACAAGAAGCUCGGUCGUGCAGCAGAUUUAAAGGCUGUGUCGGUUGAGGAGGCGAAGAAGCUGUUCGGCGGGCUCUUCGAGGAUGCAAACUACGAUGGCGCGAAAGAAGUACUUGUCAACAAGACGAGUGGGUGGUCAGAAGCUGGCAAUGCGCUUAGAGCGGUGACCAAAUGGUCUAUCGAUAAAGGCGUCAAGCAUGUUGUCGGCAAGGCCGAGAGUUUGGAAAUCGACAACAGCGGCCGCUGCACAGGUGUAAAGACUGAAGACGGCAAGACAGUAUCAGCAACCAAUGUCAUCUUGUCGACCGGAGCCUAUACCGCCAAGUUACUGGAGCAGGCAGCAAAGAGGAGUGGAAACAACAACCUGAGUGCUGGCCACAGGAUUGUCGCUGGCGGUAUCACCACCGGCAUGACUACUCUUGACGAGGAAUCAUACAAGCGUUUCAAGCACAUGCCUGUUGGUGUUCAAGGAUACAACGCUCAGACCGGGCCUUUCAUCGGCAGUUUGCCCCCUACCAAGGACCGCGAACUGAAGUGGUGGGGAGAGAAGAUUUUCAAGAAUACGCAUGAAGUUCUUCCCGGACGCUUCGUCUCUGCGCCACCGUCUGGACCGGACUACGACCAAUGGAACGUACCAGGGCCGCUGAAGUUGGAUAUCGACCACGCAAACGAUGUCUUCUACGGGAAGAAUGGCGCAAACUGGAAGAUGGACAAGCACCGUAUCUGCUGGGAUGCGUUCACAACAAGUUCUGACUUCAUCAUCUCACCACACGCAGCAGCGAAGGGUCUGUACAUUGCAACAUGCGGCUCAUUCCACGGCUACAAGUUCUUCCCCGUGCUGGGCAAGUAUGUUGUGCAGAUGCUAGAAGACGGACUGAGGCCAGAUUUAAAGGAGAAGUGGGCGUGGGAUCGCGAGAGGCCCUCUCCCUCUCUAAACCCCGACUGGCCGAGGUUUGAGAUGAACGACCUGUUGGACCAGUGGCCGAAGGCGAAGUUGUGA